This is a messenger RNA of Jaculus jaculus (lesser Egyptian jerboa), 10770 nucleotides long. It is a transcript of the gene Chd6, whose product is annotated as chromodomain helicase DNA binding protein 6. The record is from RefSeq and is a predicted model, not a curated record. The transcript has 37 exons. The coding region runs from base 74 to 8308 and encodes 2744 amino acids. Gene Ontology annotation, molecular function: protein binding; ATP-dependent chromatin remodeler activity; ATP binding. NCBI's taxonomy places the organism in Eukaryota, Metazoa, Chordata, Mammalia, Rodentia, Dipodidae.
ACAAAAUAAUGUCUAAAACUGAAAGGAGCGGGGGAAAUCCUAUCAGCAGUAUAAGCAUUUGGUUUAGAAUGUGAUGGACAGCACAAGAGACCUGCUCAAGAUCAAACGGAUUGCCUCUAGGAGGAAAAUCAGUACCUUCCCUCAAUUGCUGAAAAUGAAAAUACAGAAGAAAGAGAAGCACUUGUCAAAUUUAAAAGUUUUGAAUCACUCCCCAAUGUCUGAUGUCUCUGUCAGUUUUGACUACAAGUCUCCAUCACCAUUUGACGGCAGCACUGAUCAGGAAGAGAGAAUUGAAGAUGUCGCCAAUGACUGUCUGUCCCAGAAGGACCUUUACUCUGCUGGAGAGGAAGCUGAUGCCCCUUUCCAUAGGAAACUGAUGUCCCGUAAUGGGAUGGAGGGUAGUGGAGGUGGAGGUACUGGAGUAAAGAAGAAACGGAAGAAAAGGGAGCCAGGCGAACAGGACGUCCUGGCGAAGGGAAGCAAAGACAGGGAGCCCAAGCCAAAGAGGAAGAGAGAACCUAAAGAGCCAAAAGAACCCAGGAAGGCCAAGGAGCCGAGGAAAGCCAAGGAGCCCAAGGAGUCAAAGAAAGAUGGUGCAAAGAAGACACGGAAGCCUCGGGAGGUCUUGGGUGCCAAGGAGGCCAAAGAGAAGAGGAGCUGCACUGACCAUGCAGCCAGGACGAAGUCCAGAAAGGCCAGCAAGGAGCAAGGACCAACCCCAGUGGAGAGAAAGAAGAAAGGAAAAAGGAAAAGUGAAACCACAGUGGAGAGCUUAGAGCUGGACCAGGGCUUGCCGAACACAUCCCUGCGCAGUCCUGAGGAGUCCACGGAGUCUGCAGACAGCCAGAAGCGACGCUCAGGGCGGCAGGUGAAGCGCCGAAAAUACAACGAGGACCUGGAUUUCAAAGUGGUGGAUGAUGACGGGGAAACAAUCGCUGUUCUUGGAGCUGGCCGGACUUCUGCGCUCUCCGCUUCCACGCUGGCCUGGCAGGCAGAGGAGCCUCCAGAAGAUGAUGCAAACAUCAUUGAGAAGAUCCUGGCGUCUAAGACUGUCCAAGAGGUUCACCCAGGGGAGCCUCCAUUCGACCUAGAGCUCUUCUACGUUAAGUAUAGAAAUUUUUCCUACUUACACUGUAAGUGGGCCACGAUGGAAGAGUUGGAAAAAGAUCCUCGCAUCGCGCAGAAGAUCAAGCGGUUUAGGAAUAAACAAGCCCAGAUGAAGCACAUUUUUACUGAGCCCGAUGAAGACUUGUUUAACCCAGACUACAUAGAAGUCGACCGCAUCUUGGAGGUGGCCCACACCAAGGAUGCUGAAACAGGCGAGGAGGUGACACAUUACCUGGUGAAGUGGUGUUCCCUUCCCUACGAAGAAAGCACGUGGGAGCUGGAGGAAGACGUGGAUCCUGCAAAAGUGAAAGAAUUCGAAUCUCUUCAAGUCCUCCCUGAAAUUAAGCAUGUGGAGCGGCCUGCUUCAGACUCCUGGCAGAAACUUGAGAAGUCUCGCGAGUACAAGAAUAGUAACCAGCUCCGGGAGUACCAGCUGGAGGGGAUGAACUGGCUUCUUUUCAACUGGUAUAACAGAAAAAACUGCAUUUUGGCUGAUGAGAUGGGCCUAGGGAAAACCAUCCAGUCCAUCACAUUCCUUUCAGAAAUAUUCCUUAGGGGGAUCCAUGGCCCUUUCCUCAUUAUUGCCCCCCUUUCCACCAUCACUAACUGGGAGCGGGAGUUUCGGACAUGGACAGAGAUGAAUGCCAUCGUAUACCACGGCAGCCAGAUCAGCAGGCAGAUGAUCCAGCAGUAUGAAAUGGUGUACAGAGACGCCCAGGGAAACCCUCUUUCAGGAGUGUUCAAGUUCCAUGUCGUCAUCACCACAUUUGAGAUGAUCCUGGCAGAUUGUCCAGAGCUGAAGAAGAUUCACUGGAGCUGUGUGAUAAUUGACGAAGCCCACCGAUUGAAGAAUAGGAACUGCAAACUUCUGGAGGGGCUAAAGCUCAUGGCCCUGGAACAUAAAGUGCUGCUCACCGGAACACCCUUGCAGAACUCUGUGGAAGAGCUCUUCAGUUUGCUCAAUUUUCUGGAGCCAUCCCAGUUUCCUUCAGAGACUGCGUUCCUGGAGGAGUUUGGAGAUCUGAAAACAGAGGAACAGGUAAAGAAACUGCAGUCUAUCCUAAAGCCGAUGAUGCUCCGACGCCUGAAGGAUGACGUGGAGAAGAACCUUGCUCCCAAACAGGAGACGAUCAUUGAAGUGGAACUGACCAACAUCCAGAAGAAGUACUACCGUGCCAUCCUGGAGAAGAACUUUUCCUUCUUGACCAAGGGGGCAAAUCAGCACAACAUGCCCAACCUCAUCAACACCAUGAUGGAGCUGAGAAAGUGCUGCAACCAUCCCUACCUGAUCAAUGGGGCAGAGGAAAAAAUUCUGGAAGACUUCCGGAAAACCCACAGCUCUGACGCCUCUGACUUUCAGCUGCAGGCCAUGAUCCAGGCGGCAGGCAAGCUGGUGCUGAUUGACAAGCUGCUCCCUAAGCUGAUCGCAGGCGGCCACAAAGUGCUCGUCUUCUCUCAGAUGGUCCGCUGCCUCGACAUCCUCGAGGAUUACCUCAUCCAGAGGAGAUACACCUAUGAGCGAAUUGAUGGGCGAGUACGGGGAAACCUGCGCCAGGCAGCCAUCGACCGGUUCUGUAAGCCAGACUCAGACCGCUUUGUCUUUCUUCUGUGCACCAGAGCAGGAGGCCUGGGGAUCAAUCUCACGGCUGCUGAUACCUGCAUCAUAUUUGAUUCUGACUGGAACCCACAGAAUGACUUGCAGGCUCAGGCUCGAUGUCACCGCAUAGGCCAGAGCAAAGCUGUGAAGGUGUAUCGCCUAAUCACUCGGAACUCCUAUGAGCGGGAAAUGUUUGACAAAGCCAGCCUGAAGCUGGGCCUGGACAAGGCUGUUCUUCAAGACAUCAACCGGAAGGGCAGCACCAAUGGGGUACAGCAGCUAUCAAAAAUGGAGGUGGAGGAUUUGCUGCGGAAAGGUGCUUAUGGAGCCUUAAUGGAUGAGGAAGAUGAAGGCUCCAAGUUCUGUGAAGAAGACAUAGACCAGAUUCUACAGAGAAGAACCCACACCAUCACCAUCCAGUCUGAGGGGAAAGGGUCCACUUUUGCCAAGGCUAGCUUUGUGGCUUCAGGAAACAGAACAGAUAUUUCCUUAGAUGAUCCUAAUUUUUGGCAGAAAUGGGCUAAAAUAGCGGAACUAGACACUGAAGCAAAGAAUGAAAAGGAAAGCUUAGUGAUCGAUCGACCUCGCGUGAGAAAGCAGACCAAACACUACAACUCGUUUGAGGAGGACGAGCUCAUGGAGUUUUCAGAAUUAGACAGUGACUCAGAUGAAAGGCCCACAAGAUCCAGGCGCCUCAACGACAAAGCCAGGCGCUACCUCCGAGCCGAGUGCUUCCGGGUAGAGAAGAACCUGCUCAUCUUCGGCUGGGGCCGAUGGAAAGACAUCCUGACUCACGGGCGAUUCAAGUGGCACCUGAAUGAGAAGGACAUGGAGAUGAUUUGUCGGGCUCUGUUGGUAUACUGUGUCAAGCAUUAUAAAGGAGAUGAGAAGAUCAAGAGUUUCAUUUGGGAACUCAUCACACCUUCCAAAGAUGGGCAGUCCCAGACUCUGCAGAACCACUCAGGGUUGUCUGCGCCUGUCCCCAGAGGGAGGAAAGGAAAGAAGACAAAGAACCAGCUGCUGCUCCCAGAGCUCAAGAAUGCAGACUGGCUGGCCACCUGCAACCCCGAGGUGGUCUUGCAUGAUGAUGGGUACAAGAAACACCUCAAACAACACUGCAACAAGGUGCUUUUGCGAGUCCGGAUGCUGUACUACCUCAAAGCAGAAAUCCUGGGAGAAGCGGCUGACAGAGCGUUUGAGGGGACUCCUGCCAGGGAGCUGGAUGUGCCUCUGCCCGACAUUGACUACAUGGAGAUCCCAGUGGAUUGGUGGGAUGCUGAGGCCGAUAAGUCCCUUCUCAUUGGCGUGUUCAAGCAUGGUUAUGAGAGGUACAAUGCCAUGCGGGCAGACCCAGCACUCUGCUUCUUGGAGAAAGUCGGGAUGCCAGAUGAGAAGUCCCUGUCUGCAGAGCAGAGUGCUGCGGAUGGAACCUCAGACGUUCCCGAAAGAGGCAGCAUGGAUAAAGAGGACAGUGCUGAAGACAAGUUGGACGGCCUCCAGAAACAAGCGGCAAGUCCCAGUGAUGGAAGUGACGGCAUUUUUGGCGAAAAGAAGGAUGACAGCCGGGCAGGUGAGACUGUGUCCUUCUGGAGGCAAAGAAAAGAUGGCUCCGACCCAGACAAAUCACCCUGGCCAGUUUCAUCUGCUCUCACGGCUCGUCUCCGGCGUCUGGUCACUAUUUACCAGCGCUGCAACCGCAAGGAGCUCUGCCGACCUGAAAUGCUAGGGCCAAAUAACCAAGGGUACUGGGUUCAGGACGACAUGUUCAGGAGAACGUCAGAAAUGGACCUCACCAAGGAAGCUCAAAAGAGGUGGACUAGAAGAGAGCAGGCUGACUUCUACCGAACAGUGUCUUCCUUCGGCGUUGUCUACGAUCAAGAAAAGAAAAUCUUCGACUGGACGCAGUUCCGUAUCAUUUCCCGUUUGGACAAAAAGUCAGAUGAGAGUCUGGAGCACUAUUUUUACAGUUUUGUGGCCAUGUGCCGGAACGUCUGCCGUUUGCCGACAUGGAAAGAUGAUGGCCCCCCUGAUGCAAACAUCUAUGUUGAACCCAUCACUGAGGAACGGGCUGCAAGAACUCUGUACCGCAUUGAACUGCUAAGGAAGAUCCGUGAGCACGUGCUCAGGUGUCCUCAACUGCACGAGCGCCUCCAGCUCUGCAGGCCCAGUCUCUACCUCCCAGUCUGGUGGGAGUGUGGGAAGCAUGAUCGGGACCUGCUUAUCGGGACUGCCAAACAUGGGCUCAACCGCACCGAUUACUACAUCAUGAACGACCCCCAGCUGUCCUUCCUAGAUGCCUAUAGAAAUUACGCCCAGCACAAAAGAACUGACACCCAGGCACCCGGAAGUCUCUGUUGCAUUUACCAGACCAACUCCAAACUCUAUGAAUCUCUUACAUACACUCCAAUGAAUAGGACUUCAGAGUCUCUUGAAAGUGAACCUGAGAAUCUGGUAAAAGUAGACAACAGAGAUGAUCACCUCAGUCUGCCCGGGGGCUUACCUGAUAUGACCUGUGAGAACUUUAUUUCUAAAGUUCAGGAGGUCAUUUCCAUUGACCACGAUGAAAGCUUGCUGCCCGAGUCCUUGGAGGACAUGAUGUAUGGUAAGAUGGGGCUCAGCCGAGAGUCGGGCUCUUUUCAGGAGAGUCCAAGCACCAACCGGGAAUCCAGGAGCAGUGCCAUCGUCAUCUCUGCCAGCAGAGAUGGGAGCUGCCAGUCUGCCAGCCACGAAGCAGAGUUAGCGUCAGACGCCUCCCUCAUGAGUCGCUUAGAAGCAGGUGUAGCUCAAAUGAACAUAAAAGGCGGAAAACACAGGCUGAUGUCUAUUUCAAAAGAAGGGGAGCCUUGCUGCGGUGAAGCGGGACUGGGACCCGAAAGCGCAGGGCACCUGGAGUCCAAGUGCUUAGCUUCCCCUCCCUUAGAUGCAGGAAGUGAAAGUGGGUUUGUAGAUCUGUGCAGUCUCAGUGUCUGUGACUCCAAAAGAGACCUCUCAUCAGACCAACAAUUACUUGAUUUAUUAGAAAAUAAAAGUCUAGAAAGUAAGUUGAUUUUGAGUGAAAACCAGAGUGAUGAGGAGGAGGAAGAGGAAGAAAAUGAGGAGGAUGCCUUAGCUGUGGUAGCAGGCACCAGAGACAGGCCAGAGGUUUUGCGUUUCACAGAGCCCACUGGUAGCCUCCCAAGGGAAAAGAGCCUCAGCUUCCACCUGGAUGCAGCCAAGAAAGGAAGCCUAGAGGUGGGAAGCCAGACCCCUGGGCCACAGAGGACUUUCCCACCUACCACCUGCCAGUGUCACUGCAGACACACGGCAAGGUGGGCGCGAGGCCUCGGCAGCGAAGACCUCGACAUGGAGAGACCCAGGGUUUAUCACCCAGACCCGUACAGAAGCAAAGCCAAUAACACCACAAUGGAAGGAGAUCCUGCUCUUGUUCCACCAGAGCCAUUUAAAGUGAAGCAUGAGGUUUUAAAAGAACCUUGGAAAGAAAGUACAGAGGGAAAGAAAGGUUUCUCCACAUAUGCUCCUGAGGGAAGUGAGCCCAAGUCAGAAGAUACAGAUUUAGAGAAUAAAGAUGAUUAUGAUAAAGAUGGAACCUGCCAUAGUCAAGACUACCCAGGCAAAUACUCUGAAGAAGAGAGCAAGAGUUCUGCCUCAGGCAUCACAGGAGACUUUGGUGACGACCCACAGGAGUCUCGGGCUCCUACCAUUGCUCAGCUGCUUCAGGAGAAAACCCUGUAUUCCUUCUCCGAGUGGCCAAAGGAUCGUGUGAUAAUUAACCGCUUGGAUAAUAUCUGCCACGUGGUGUUAAAGGGGAAAUGGCCCUCUAGCCAGCCGUUCGAGCCCUCAGCUGCACCCCCAGCCCCCGCCGUCACUGGAAGCAGCCUCUCAGAGCCCGAAGCCACAGAGCGCAGCUUCAGCAAUGGCACAGCAUUGGCAGCCCACGUCCAGAAGGAGAGCUGCUUAGCUCCAGUAUUCACAAAAGACGAACAAAAGCACAGACGUCCCUAUGAGUUUGAGGUGGAGAGGGAUGCCAAGGCUCGGAGCCUAGAACAGUACUCUGCCACCCAUGGGCACCCCCCCAUCGUCCUCAAUGGCUGGCAUGGGGAGUCAGCUAUAGACCUCUCCUGCUCGUCAGAAGGGUCCCCAGGAGCCACAUCCCCUUUCCCAGUGAGUGCCAGCACCCCUAAGAUUGGGGCUAUCGGUUCACUUCAAGGAGCCCUCGGCAUGGACUUGUCUGGGAUUCUCCAGGCUGGCUUGAUCCAUCCUGUGACUGGACAGAUUGUUAACGGAAACCUCAGGAGAGAUGAUGCAGCCACAAGGAGGCGGAGAGGGAGACGGAAACAUGUUGAAGGAGGGAUGGACCUCAUCUUUCUGAAAGAGCAAACGCUUCAGGCAGGAAUCUUGGAAGUCCACGAAGACCCGGGGCAGACCACCCUGAGCAACACACACCCUGAAGGGCCAGGAACUGCCACCUCCAUCCCUGAGCAGACAGCAGCAUCCAACAACCAGACUGAGAAAGCCGCUCCCAGCAAGAGCCUGCUCGACUGGCUGCGGCAGCAGGCUGACUACUCCUUGGAUGUUCCUGGCUUUGGGACAAAUUAUUCAGACAAGCCAAAGCAGAGGAGGCCACGCUGCAAAGAACCUGCAAAAUUAGACAUCAGCUCUCUGAGUGGAGAAGAGAGGGUUCCUGCUGUCCCCAAGGAACCAGGAUUGAGGGGAUUUCUUCCAGAAAGCAAGUUCAACCACACUCUGGCUGAGCCCGUCCUUCGGGAUGCUGGCCCUCGCAGGAGAGGGAGGCGGCCUCGAAGUGAACUCCUCAAAGCUCCAGCCAUUGUGGCAGACUCUCCCUCUGGAAUGGGCCCACUGUUCAUGAACGGGCUGAUUGCGGGGAUGGACCUGGUGGGAUUGCAGAAUGUGAGAAAUAUGCCAGGCAUCCCCCUCACUGGGCUGGUGGGCUUCCCAGCCAGCUUUGCCACCAUGCCUACUGGCGAAGAGGUCAAAAGCACCCUGAGCAUGUUGCCCAUGAUGUUGCCAGGCAUGACCGCAGUACCCCAGAUGUUUGGUGUUGGGGGACUCCUCAACACUCCCAUGGCGACCACUUGCACUAAUACUGUGUCAGCAUCUCUCUCAAGCACAACGAAAAGCGGCAUGGCAGCCACAGAAAAGACUGCAGAGGACAAGCUGAGCAGCUCCGAGGGAAAGACGGACACACGGGCUGAAGAGAAACCCGGGCCUGGUCCAUUUUCUGAUCCAUCUGAACCCGCAAUAACUACCAGUAGUCCUGUGGCUUUUAACCCGUUUCUUAUCCCGGGAGUGUCUCCUGGACUUAUCUACCCAUCCAUGUUUCUCUCCCCCGGCAUGGGCAUGGCUCUGCCAGCCAUGCAGCAGGCCAGACACUCGGAGAUAGUAGGUCUGGAGAGCCAGAAGAGGAAGAAGAAGAAAACAAAGGGGGACAACCCGAACCCCAGCACAGAGCCUGCUUCUGGGUGUGAGAGGGAGCCAGGCAGUGAUCAGAACUGCUCCGAGACCGGCGCCCCUUUACCCCCAGAAAGAGACCACAUGGCACAGGCCGGAGAGGGCGGGCUCGAAGACUCUAGCGACGCCAACUAGAACUUUUUCAUUUAAGAAAUGGUUGUGACGUGUAAGUUUCUUAUCCCAUAAAGGUUUGUUACUUCCCUCACUUCACCUUCCUAAGAACCUGUGUUUCCAUGAGUAAUACGACCUACCUAAUUUCCUGUCUGGGGACUAUGGUAACCGAUGUUAAUAGUUGCAAGGUCUUGCCACUUCAUUAGAUAAAUGUCGUCUACCUAGUCUAGGAGGCACAGCAUUCUGUUUGUUACCCAGUUGUUCAUUCCAGCAAUCAUAGUUAAUACAGUACUUGGUGACACGCCCUACCCCCAUCUUUUCCAAGAUCCCCGCUUACCUGAGGGAGGAAACAGCAAAAGAAAGCUGUCAAGGGAUUUACCAUUGAAGGUGAAAGAGCAGAGACAAAAGUGUGCGCGCACGUGUGUGUGUGUGUGUGUGUGUGUGAGAGAGAGAGAGAGAGAGAGAGAGAGAGAGAACGCUCCAUCACACAGCAAUACUGUAAUGAGGGAGAAAAAAGCACAGGAGGAGGCAGUGCUGGUGCACAUUUUUAGUUAAAACAUGUCCCUUUUAACACAUGACUGCUAAGUGAAUAGUGUAGUGUAAAGUAUAUAAACUAAUGGUUGAAAUGCACAUAUUUCUUUAAAAAAAAAAAAAAAAAACAGAAACCUUCCUAAUAGAUUUUUCCCCUUCAUGGCUUUUCACACGCCUGCAGCAAGAAGAGAUGAUACCACCCAGGCACUGUUUUGUGUAUAGGAAGCAUUCCCCUCCCAUGAGAAGAUGACUGAACCAGGGGAAGCUGUGCACGCCGCAGUACUGCAGCAGUGGCGGGCUCCCGGGCCACAGAGCUGCUCGCUGCUAGGCACUCUGCGCCUCGCUCUCCCAGAGUGCUCCAGGCACAUGCUUGCCUCCGAGUUUAAAGAACCUACGAGAUUUUUAUUUUGUGCCUGCCUUCAGCAAAAGCAAGGCUUCCUGAAGCCUGUGAGAAGGUAGUCACUCAGCACUUGGAAGGUUCUGACUCAGGGUGGACGUUUCAGAACACUUUCGCCACCUUGGACACUACAAUUAUGAACGGUUGGCCCCUCCAUUACUCCUCCACUCUGUGUGUGUCCUCCUGAGAACCCACCUUCCAAACGAUAGCUGGCCGAGGCUCUGUGGCAAGUGCGCGAUGUUCUCUCUCCUUCCAUUUGUCUGUGUUCCAGAACGGAGCGGGGAAGAACCCACCCAGACAGCGCCUCAGCUUCCCUUUUUUUGUUGUUGUUGGUUCCCAGCCUCCCACUCAUCACGUCCUCCCCGUGUCUCCCCUUCACGGACAGCUCCCUCCUGAGACUUGAACCAAGUUUGCGGCCCAAACUGUUGGGGGCACAGGGCUCGUGGGGCCCGGAAAUGUGGCAGGUGUUACUAAGUACCACGUUCACUUUUCGUUGUCACAAUUUACUGUGUUUUUACUGUUUCUGUUACAGUUUUGCUAAUUUAUCAGAAGGUCCAAAAGUUUGGCAUACUAUUUCAGCCUGCAUUAUUUAUUUAUGAUGCUUUUGUCAUUGUCUUUUAUACAUUCGGGAUUAUAAAUUAUGUAAAUGUGAAAAUGAGCAUCUCAAAGAAGUCUGUUAAAUUGUGACCGGAAAAAUCAGUCGGGUGUAUUUUGAAAAAGGGGUCCCAGUUUUAUGAAUCAUAGAUAUAAAGUAGAAAUUCUAUACCUGAUCCUAUAACAAGAAAGAAUCAAAGGGUUGAAUGAUCCUGUUUAAUGGCGUCUUCGUAGUGUAGAUGGUCUGUAACACUGACCACAGAUUUCUUAGAAAUGCUGCUCUCUAUUUAACUAACAUUUUGUUCAUUUUUGCCUCCAGUGGAAGCAGAAAGGGUUUUUUCAGCUGUUAAAUCCUAAAAAAAAAAAAAAAAAAAAAAACAAUAUAAUUUAUUUAUGUAAAAAAAAAUCACUCAAUCGAUAUAUUUUUGAACCUUUUAAGUACUAAUUUUCUUUUUAUCAGUAGAAAAAAAUGUAUUUGCCCUAAAUCCUUAAAAUACAAAUGCUAUAAAAGUUCCUGUAUCUUGAAAGCCUUACUGCAACGAGUGUUAUAGCCGUCCCGCACAGUCUGCUCUUCCUUGUUGUCCCGUGGUGGUGUUGUGUAUAGAAAGUGGCUCUCCCCGGCUCCCACGUCAAGUCCCAGGGCUCACCGUGGAUAUGACCUGACCACCAGCAUGCGCAACCCUGUUGUAGCUUACCAAGCCUGUAUGUCAGCCCUCUGGUGUUUAGGCUUCUGUUUGACUGCUGCUGUGACCCUGUUUGCAAAUGAAACUUGACACUGUGGAUUAUUUGCUCUGUAAGGCAUAAGUGCUUCUUAGGCUUAUUUUGACGUUCCCAAGAGCAAAAGCCAAAUUUAAACUCUUCAGCAAAACGUGAGCCUCUUCAUCUAAGUCUGUCACUCACAGCCAUAACUUUCCUUGGUCAUUCUUCACCGAUGUCUUACAUAAUAAAUUGUCUGUGGUCUUGA